AUGUUGGCACUGGGUGUUAUUACUGGGCUAUUGGCCUCGCUUGCUGCCUCGCAGCAGCUUUACACUACGACUACCGGGGCAACAGCUCGACCCCAAUGCAUGACAAAGGAUAAUAUAGCCCAUUCAACUCACCCGACAAGUUCGACGUCUUAUGUGGCUGGAAAGUUCCGGUAUAGCGCAUCUGAUACCGUGAGGUAUGCCACGUCGGUACCCUCGUUCACGUCCUUUACUACCUAUGCUGCGCCCUCGGACUCCUUGACCACUUUGUUGCCAUCUCUCACAUACACCACCUGGGGUAAAUGGAAACCUAGUGCGACUUCGAACGCCUCCGACACCGCGAACAAGUAUGGUCAAGCCGCUUGGACGGCCCAAUGGAAAGAAGCUCGUCCUGUCGGUUUCAACCAGACUAGCGUGUAUAGCAGUACUGUAUCCCCUACACCGAUUCCCAGUAGCGAGCUAGUGCUUCCCCCUCGCGACUAUUUUGGGCCCUCUGAUUGUUAUCAAUUCCCUAAUGACUUCGUGUUCGGAGUUGCUUCUUCUGCUAGCCAGAUCGAGGGGGCUGCUGCAGACGAGGGGAAAGCUCCUUCAAUCAUGGAUAUCAUUGUCCGUGAUGAUAAACCCAAAGCCUAUGUCACCAAUGAGCAUUAUUACUAUUACAAGCAAGAUAUUGAACGGGUGGCUGCCAUGGGUGUGAAGCACUUUUCUUUCACUAUUGCCUGGACUCGCAUUCUCCCCUUUGCCAUGCCCGGAACACCUGUGAACCAAAAGGCUAUUGAUCAUUAUGAUGAUGUGAUUAAUUUCAUCAUUGAGAAAGGGAUGGUGCCAGUGAUCACCCUCACUCAUUUCGAUCUUCCGUUGCAAUUUUUUGACUACCCUCAAGCUCUUGACGAAGGUCUUUCAAAGACAGAACUUCAGUACCUCAGCUAUCUGACAGCGGGAUACUCAAACGAUACUUUCAGUGAUGCCUUUGUCAACUAUGCGAAAAUAGUCCUCUCGCACUAUGCCGAUCGUGUUCCGACGUGGUUUACCUUUUGCCAGCCCCCUGAGAUUGGCAAUACCACUAAAGCAGUCUAUAACAUUCUAAAAGCCCAUGCUGAUGUCUAUCAUUGGUACAAGGACGACCUGAAGGGAACCGGCCAGAUUUCCAUCAAAUUCAACGCUAACUUUGGAGUCCCGCACAAUGCAACGAGUGAAGCCGAUAUUUUUGCGGCGGACUAUUACAACUCCGUUCAAUUAGGCUCAUAUCUUAACCCGAUGGUUCUUGGAAAGCAAUAUCCGGAGUCGUUCAAGUAUUUCAUGGGAGACAGCUAUAUUCCCCUUACUGCUGAGGACAUCAACCACUUCAAGGGUACAAUAGAUUUCCUUGGACUGGACGCUUACAGUCCUUUAGUUGUGACCCCGCCAGUUUCGGGAAACACCAGCAGUAUUCAAGACUGUCUCCAAAGUAGUUCUGCAGCCCUCCAGCCGUGGUGUGUUGAGACCUCAUCUCUGAAUGAUUACGGAUGGAAUAUAGGCUAUCGAUCGCAGUCGUAUGUCUACACAGCUACAACCUUUAUUCGCGAGUAUAUAAAUUACGUUUACCAGACUUGGCCCGUCCCGAUCGCCAUCACCGAGUUUGGAUUUCCUGUGUAUCAUGAAGCUUCCAAAGACCUUUCUGAUCAGCUUUUUGAUUCGCCUCGCAGCCAAUAUUACCUAGCAUAUAUGUCCGAAGUUCUGAAGGCCAUACAUGAGGACAAUGUCCCUGUUAAAGGGGUGUAUGCGUGGUCCUUCGUUGACAAUUGGGAGUUUGGAGGUUACGAUCAGCAAUUUGGCAUGCAGACGGUUAAUCGCACUACACAAGAACGUCACUAUAAAAAGAGCUUCUUUGAUUUAGUCGACUUUAUGAAGGCCAGAGGGGUGUGA
This is a messenger RNA of Aspergillus caelatus, 1902 nucleotides long. Its product is annotated as glycoside hydrolase family 1 protein. The transcript has a single exon. The coding region runs from base 1 to 1902 and encodes 633 amino acids. NCBI's taxonomy places the organism in Eukaryota, Fungi, Ascomycota, Eurotiomycetes, Eurotiales, Aspergillaceae. Gene Ontology annotation, molecular function: beta-glucosidase activity. The record is from RefSeq and is a predicted model, not a curated record. Gene Ontology annotation, biological process: carbohydrate metabolic process.